UGAGGACAAGGAUGACAGGCAGGCAGACAGACGGGGGAGGGCCGCAGGGAGAAGGGGGCUCUGCCUCCUUGGGGGCCAGGGAGGGGGAGCACAGUGAGCUGAGGCUACAAGAAGGUAGAGGGAAGAAGACUUUUAGAGCAAAGACUCUAAGAGCACAAAAGAGAGAGGGGAGGGAGGGAUUCAGAGGGGAAAAGGGGUGGAGAGAGAAAGAGUAGGAAGAAGUGGGAGGAGGGAAGGCGACAGAUACGAUUAAAAAGAGGGUGGAAGAGGAACAACUGACAGGCUCAAGAGCAAAGAGCGAGGGCAGUUGGAGAAGCAGCAGCCAGAGUGUGAAGAAGCCAACGGAAGGAAAGUCCAGGGAGGAGGAAAAGAAGCAGAAGUUUUGCCAUCUGUGACCUGGCUGUGCCAAGAUGGGCGAUUGGAGCUUCCUGGGAGAAUUCCUGGAGGAAGUACACAAGCACUCGACCGUAGUAGGCAAAGUCUGGCUCACUGUCCUUUUCAUAUUCCGGAUGCUCGUGCUGGGCACAGCUGCUGAGUCUUCCUGGGGGGAUGAGCAGGCUGAUUUCCGGUGUGAUACGAUUCAGCCUGGCUGCCAGAACGUCUGCUACGACCAAGCUUUCCCCAUCUCCCACAUUCGCUACUGGGUGCUGCAGAUCAUCUUCGUCUCCACGCCCUCUCUGGUGUACAUGGGCCACGCCAUGCACACUGUGCGCAUGCAGGAGAAGCGCAAGCUACGGGAGGCCGAGAGGGCCAAAGGGGUCCAGCGCUCGGGCUCUUACGAGUACCCGGUGGCUGAGAAAGCAGAACUGUCCUGCUGGGAGGAAGGGAAUGGAAGGAUUGUCCUCCAGGGCUCUCUGCUCAACACCUAUGUGUGCAGCAUCCUGAUCCGCACCACCAUGGAGGUGGGCUUCAUUGUGGGCCAGUACCUCAUCUACGGAAUCUUCCUGACCACCCUGCACGUCUGCCGCAGGAGUCCCUGUCCCCACCCGGUCAACUGUUACGUAUCCCGGCCCACAGAGAAGAACGUCUUCAUUGUCUUUAUGCUGGCUGUGGCUGCACUGUCCCUCCUCCUUAGCCUAGCUGAGCUCUACCACCUGGGCUGGAAGAAGAUCAGACAGCGAUUUGUCAAGCCGCGGCAGCACGUGGCUAAGUGCCAGCUUUCUGGCCCCUCUGUGAGCAUGGUCCAGAGUUGCACACCACCCCCCGACUUUAAUCAGUGCCUGGAGAAUGGCCCUGGGGGAAAAUUCUUCAAUCCCUUCAGCAAUAAUAUGGCCUCCCGACAAAACACAGACAACCUGGCCACUGAGCAAGUGCGAGGUCAGGAGCAGACUCCUGGGGAAGGUUUCAUCCAGGUUCGUUAUGGCCAGAAGCCUGAGGUGCCCAAUGGAGUCUCACCAGGUCACCGCCUUCCCCAUGGCUAUCAUAGCGACAAGCGACGUCUUAGUAAGGCCAGCAGCAAGGCCAGGUCAGAUGACCUAUCAGUGUGACCCUCCUUUAUGGGAGGACCAGGACCAGGUGGGAACAAAGGAGGCUGAGAGAGGAAAGAUGUCUCUCUUCCGAACUGAUGCUUUCUCACUGUCAUCACUGCUUGGCUCCUUUGGACCCUGGGUCUCAAUGACAUUGCUCAUUAAUUCUAGAAACUGUAAUCAGGGCUCUGGGAUAGUAAGAGACAUGACUAUCCACCCAGACUGCAGUUCCCUCCCCACCCUCUACCCAGUAUAUGAAGCCUUUCAGGUUACUCAUGAAACAGGGUAGAGGGAGGGAAGGGAAGCAUGGCAAAAGCUGGCCUGGAAGGGAUAGCCAGAGGGAUAGAAUGACUCUCUCUCUACAUACCAGCAACAUACCAGAUGCAUUCUUUAAGUUCCUACCUCCUUGACCUGAUCACCCUCCCUCCUCCAAGGAAGAGCUCAAAGUUCCCAGCCAACAGAGAGCAUGAAUCAAGGAACUUGCAUUAUAUGUGCUCCUUGAGUCUGUUAUCUCCAUGGACCAUUCCUCAGAGUAGUGGUGAGAUGGCUUUGGGUUACCUUUGGCUUCUCCUCCCUCUACUCAGUCUUAAAAAGGGUUUCUUGGAACUUUACCAGCAGCCUCAACUUUACAAAUGCCUUGGUAUAUACCUUUGGCAAAUGCCCCACCUUGGUGAUGUUGCAGCCUUUCCUUCUGCCAGGGUGUACACCUAGCCUGUGAAGAUGUCAGCUCUGCUAGGGAGUCACUGUACACACAAACUCCACUGGAAUUCCUGCCAACAUCUGUCAUCCUGCAGCUCCUUUACAGUUCAAUCCAAUGAUAGAAACCAUCCCUUCCCUUUCUCCCUUGGCUGUUCACCCAGCCAUUCCCUGAAGGCCUUAUCGACAGGGAUAUCCAAGAAGCCAUUGUCCUCUCUCGAACCCUGACCAGAUCCCCAGCCACUGAGGCCAGUGGAAUUUCCCCAGGCCUUGUUAAAACAAAGAAAGCAUUGUACUUCUCAGAUUCCCCUUGUGGAAAAAAAAUUCUGCUGUGAAGAUGAAAAUAAAAUAGGAGAGAAAACACUGGAAAACUAUAUUCCCCUCGUAUUUACUUCCUUUGCUGACUGCCAACUUAGUGCCAAGAGAAGGUGUGAUAACAGCUAUGGAGGCCCCCAGAUCUCCCACUCCUGGAGGCUUUAGCAGGGGCAUGGAAAUAGUAGGGGAAUCUCCAGCUCUCUUGGCAAGGCCUUUAUUUAAAGAGCACAGAGAUUCCUAUGUCUCCCUAGUGCCCCUAAUGAGACUGCCAAGUGGGGGCUGUAGAAAAGCCUUGCCUUCUCCAGGGACUGGCCUUGUUUCUGUAUUCACUGGAUCCAUAAUGGGUUACUGUUGUUUUGGAUGAAGGUAAAGGAUGCUCAGAAUUGUUGGAUACUGAGACUUAUAGAGAGAUUAUUGCAUUAUUAAAAUGCACGUGUGUGUGUGUGUGUGUGUAUGUGCUGAUAGGAUGGGUAAAGGCUAGGGGAGUCCUGAAAUAAGGAAAGGAAACCACAGAGAAACUUGUGUCUUCCUGCUCUCCCCUCCGGCUGCCUCGCAGAGGGGCUAAGCCUCACUGUUUUGGUGUUAUUAACCUAAACAGAUAGACACGAGAGGUUGGGACAGAGGAGGCUAAAGACUCAGGAGGUUCAACCUCUGACUCACCUGCCCGUCUCUGGGCCCUCUGCUGAUACUUGGAUGCUAUUGUUGGGUGGAAAGAAAAAUGGGAGUGGGCAAGUGGAGGAAAGUGACUAGGAUGCCAUUUAGGAAGGAAUGUCUAAUCAUCCCAGGUCCCUGGAGGGGACACCUUUUAAUCUAUUGCCUAGCAUUAAUAUUUUCUCUCCUUCUAUCUCUGAAAUGUUUUAUGAAAUGAGCGUUCUUGAAUUGGAAGUUCUGUGGGAUCAAUCUUUGAUGGUGAGGGUUUUAGAAAGAAAAAAUUAAGUAAAAUGUGUAAUUUGUCUAAAUAAAAUCUAUCUCUACAUCU
Molecule: messenger RNA, 3456 nt
Organism: Mandrillus leucophaeus (drill)
Lineage: Eukaryota; Metazoa; Chordata; Mammalia; Primates; Cercopithecidae
Gene: GJA5
Product: gap junction protein, alpha 5, 40kDa
Exons: 2
Coding region: 411-1487 (358 amino acids)
Biological process (GO): cell communication
Cellular component (GO): connexin complex
Source: RefSeq, a predicted model, not a curated record